This is a messenger RNA of Lepus europaeus (European hare), 1144 nucleotides long. RefSeq names its product ring finger protein 182 (gene RNF182). The record is from RefSeq and is a predicted model, not a curated record. The transcript has a single exon. Bases 84 to 827 code for a protein of 247 amino acids. NCBI's taxonomy places the organism in Eukaryota, Metazoa, Chordata, Mammalia, Lagomorpha, Leporidae.
AUGACAGGCUGUUCAGAGGGACCCCUUAACCGAAGGCGAUCCUCAAGCAGAGGCAUCUAGCGGGUUUGCAUUCAGGAUCCGAGAUGGCCAGCCAGCCGCCCGAGGACACCUCCGAGUCUCAGGUGUCGGACGAGCUGGAGUGCAAGAUCUGUUACAACCGCUACAAUCUCAAACAGAGGAAACCCAAAGUGCUGGGCUGCUGUCACAGGGUCUGUGCCAAAUGCCUCUACAAGAUCAUCGACUUUGGGGACUCCCCACAAGGGGUCAUCGUCUGCCCCUUCUGCAGGUUUGAGACCUGCCUGCCGGAUGACGAAGUGAGCAGCCUGCCAGACGACAAUAACAUCCUUGUGAACUUGACUUGUGGAGGCAAAGGGAAGAAGUGCCUGCCAGAGAACCCCACCGAGCUGCUGCUGACGCCCAAGAGGCUGGCCUCUCUGGUCAGCCCCUCGCACACGUCCUCCAACUGCCUGGUCAUAACCAUCAUGGAGGUGCAGAGAGAGAGCUCCCCGUCUCUGAGCUCCACGCCCGUGGUGGAGUUCUACAGGCCCGCGAGUUUCGACUCUGUCACCACUGUGUCGCACAACUGGACUGUGUGGAACUGCACAUCACUGCUGUUCCAGACAUCCAUCCGGGUGUUGGUGUGGCUGCUGGGCUUGCUGUACUUCAGCUCCCUGCCUCUGGGGAUCUACUUACUGGUAUCCAAGAAAGUCACUCUGGGAGUGGUCUUUGUCAGCCUGGUCCCUUCGAGCUUGAUUAUUCUCAUGGUGUAUGGCUUCUGCCAGUGCGUGUGCCAUGAAUUUCUAGACUGCAUGGCACCUCCUUCUUAACUGAUAUGCAAAACCCAGAAACUUGACACGUGCUGCUGUGUUUGAAGCUAGGGAGUUCAUGAUUUAGUCUCUCUUCCGUUCUUUACGUUUUGUGCCCAGGACCUUUAACAAAGCCCUGGAGCCCAUGUUGGUGGUCUGUGUCCCAUCAGAAUGUUGACUGAUUGCUUUUCCUGUACGCUGGAGGUAAAACUGUUCACUUGUACGCAGGGGUUAGCAGAGAGGCAAAACAAUGCGGAGCAGCCUUCACAGCAUGUUGGCCUUAGAGGGACCCCAGAGCAAGGGCAGUGUUUCCAGACAGUCGUGGGGUGGGGAGCCGU